AUGGCAAAGAAGGAAAACGGCAGAAAUGUUAGGAAUCAAGAUGGAUCCGAGGUAUGUUAUGGUAAAAGUUUCCUAACUGCUGGAAAUGCAAGGAAUGGUGAUUUGGAUUCGAGCAAACAGAGGUUGAUGAGUACUGUGAAUAUGAAUAAGGAUGAAAAAGGUUUGACUGUUCGAAACGAAGCUUGUUUUCAGAACCCUUUACUUAGUGUAAAUUAUCCGACACGACCUACAGCUGAUCCUAGGAUAGCAAGCGUAAACAGUGACACAGCACCUCAUGUUGCUGCGCGAUCAAGAUGUCUGCCGGCUACUGUAUCUAGUUCUAUGGAGCAUCAUGAUAUUAAAGCGGAAGAUAAUAGCAGCUUAGCGCGUCCUACUGAUGUUUGUUUGCGGUCAACGGAUGGACGGUCGCAUACUAGUCCAAGUAGUCAUAGCAAUAUUGGUAGUAAAGUGAGUGGCAGCAGUGGUAACUUGGCUUUAAUGCCUGCAUGCCAACCAACCCGCAACUCUUCACUAGCUAUGAAUAGUCGGAACAUCAAUGUGGACAACAACAACAACGUCAAGGUUAAGGUGAAACCUCAUGUGUCUAUUAAUAGUGUGAUAGAUGUGAAUAAUAAAGGUGAUGGUAACGAAAGUGGAAUCACUGCAAGUAGUGCAGUUUGUUCGGUUGCUGUUACUAAUGUAGCUUCUUCGAGUACUUUAGAUCAAGACGAAAUUGGAUGUUUGAGUGUGGAGAAUGUAGGCGUCGGUGGCAAUAGCGUCAUCCAUAGUGAUGGCACUACUGAGAGGGCUAACAACAUUCAGUUCCCUAGGUGCAAUGAGGAGUCAUCUAGCUUUCAUGGACAUGCUGUUGUGUUGAAUAUGCAACAUGAGGAAUCGAGCAUGGAAUUGUCCACGUGUCGCACUCCACCAUCAUUGACUCGUACUACAAGUAUCGGGAUGAGCACUACCAACAGUGAUAAGACAGAAGAGGUUAAGUGCAUUCCUAGUAAGGUAAGCAAUGUUGAUUGGGUAGAGUUGGACACCGUGCAUGAGUCGAAUGGAUGUCAUGGGAAGAUGACUGCUACUUGUACAGCUGCGGCUACUAAUGAUAAUAGUAUUGAUAAUACUCCUGCGGAUAAUAGUGAUCGAAGGACAUCGAAAAACACUUAUCGACAUCGAAAUGAUCGUACAUUGCACUCACAUACUGCUACCCAAGGUGAGAAGCAUAAGAAACGACAUGAUGCUACCAUUACUAAGGAGCGUAAACUUCGCUCCCUUUCGGAUGCUGUGACCAGCAAUGGAGAUAGUAGUCAUCAGAAUCGUAGUAGUGGUAGCAACAUUGAAGAGACAGAAAGUGUGAGCAGUCCACCUAUAGUGACUAGUCGAUCUACUUCAUCGAAUGAACCCUCUAGUGUUUUGUUGUCAUCGAACCCUGCCGCAAAUGUUAGGUUGGUUGAAGAUGCACAAGGUUGUGCAACUGUAACUGUUCCUACUCCGGUUGACUGUCAGUCGAGUGAUGAUGAGAAGGAAGUGUCUGAUGGUAACAGUCAGUCUACAGUGUUGUAUGAUAACGAUGCUAUUGAUAUGCACAUGUCUUGUGUCUCUGAAACGGAACAUGAAGAACAACAAGUGAGUUCAUCUGUUUCGAACUGCGAUACUAAUGCUGUUCUUUCAUGUUGCGAGAUGAGUUAUACAACAAAGUAA
Messenger RNA from Schistosoma turkestanicum, 1683 nucleotides. NCBI's taxonomy places the organism in Eukaryota, Metazoa, Platyhelminthes, Trematoda, Strigeidida, Schistosomatidae. The record is from the annotation of a GenBank genome assembly.